Molecule: messenger RNA, 3991 nt
Organism: Chara braunii
Lineage: Eukaryota; Viridiplantae; Streptophyta; Charophyceae; Charales; Characeae
Source: the annotation of a GenBank genome assembly
GUUAGUCAAUGUCGGAUGAGGCAAAUGAGAGGGAUGGGGGGGAGUUGGCGCAACGGGAGGUUCAGAUGCGCUCGAUGAAGAGACGGCGCGGUACGCGCGGGGGAAUGGGGGACAUAUUAGAUUAUCGGUCUGAGAUCGACGCUGCGCUUGAAUGGCUAGUGAGAGAUGUGGAGCAGGAGGAGACGGCGGCAGCGGUGAUUCGCCUAGCCAUCCGCCAACCUGUCGAUGGAGUAGGAGUAGGAGGAGGAGGAGGAGGAGGAGGAGGGGAUCGCGUUCAGCUGUUUGAGAAGAUGCAAGCAUUGGGUGCAAAGCUGACAGAGGUUGGAAAUCGACUGGCCAGAGAGCAUGCCACGUGGCAGAAUGGGAUGACCUGGCCGCUGACCCAGGAUUUAACGAUGAAGAUCUUCGGCAUGCUCGACACUGUACACGUGGCGAGAGUGGCAUGCACGUGCACGAUGCUCCGACGUCUGGCGAUGGAGCCCUCCUGCUGGGAAGAAAUCGAUCUCACGCCUUGUGCGGCGAAGGCCACGUCGCACGUUGUCGGCCAGGUCGUUAAGCGUGCAGGUCCAUGCCUCAGGUCUUUGAAGGUUGGUGUGCUGCCGCAUUGUAUGAAGAAAGUCGUGGAGCAGCGACAGACUCAUAAGUCGCCAGAUGUAAGAGCAGAAAGUGAGUACUACUUUGACAAAUCACUACCGAGGUACCAGAUUGCCCCUGGUCGUGGCAAAGGACAGCUGUGUGCUCUGAGCGGGCUCUGCCUAGCUCCCAUUGAAGAUGCAAAGAAGCUGAAUCCAGCAGGUCAUCCACUCAGGGUACUCCAUUUGUAUAACGUGUUGGCACUUGGGAUUGGACCUUUGCGAAGAGCCCUUGCUGCUUGCCCUCUACUGCAGGAUCUAGAACUUGUGGGCUUGAAGGUGGGCAUAUCUGUGGUAAUGGAAUGCUUGUCAACUAACUGCCACCAGCUGCAGGAGCUCACCUACCAACCUUCCAAAGGGACUAAGUGGGGGCCCGGAGUAUGGACUCAUCAAGGUAUUGUCAAGACGUCAGCGUGCCUUUCACUUGUGAAGGGAUGCUCAGAGAUCCAUUCACUAUCACUUCGGGGAACUACACUUUCAGAUCGGAAAGCAGACAUUCUAGUGAAGGGUCUCUCCAGGCUGGUGCACCUUGAUUUCUCAGAUUCAUGGGAUCUGACAGGUUCAUUCUUAGCAAGGAGUCUUUUGCGGGGAGAAAAGCAUAUUUGUGUUCUUCACUCUCUUGUCCUUCGCGACUGUGCCCACCUUAAUCAGAUUCAAGUGGAACAGUUCUUGGCUGCUCUGUUAAGUGGAGACUGCAAAUGUCUGCGCCACCUGGAUUUUUCCAAUGCUGGUGGGAUGACAGGAUUGGCUAGCGCAGAAUGGAUGUCACGACAACCGAGCUUCCAGAAAUUGGUUGAUCACCUCCGAGCUGAGCACCCAAUUCUUCGCAUAUCCAUCGACUCCCAUGAUAUCAGCUGCAGCGACUUGACACACAUGACUAGCUCCCCUGUCAGCGAUGAAGGGGGCAAUUACGAUGAUUAUGACAACAAUGAUGAAGAAGACCUGCUUCAUAUUUUUGGCAGCAGUGAUAUGAGUUUGGCGACCUCUGAAGAUGACGAGGACGACGACGAAGAUGGAGAGGAUGAUGAGGAAGAGGAUGAUGAGGAUGAGGACGACGACGAUGAUGAAGGAGGUAAUGAUGCUAGUGGUUAUGCAAAUGCUAGCAAUCGACUAGACCAUCGUAAUAAUCCCGAGGAUGAUGACGCAAGCGGGAUGGAAGACCAGGCAGGAUUCCUUCACGUCAAUCUUGGACGACUGUGUGAUGAAUAUGACGAGGAAUUUGACGAAGACAGUGACUAUACCGUCUCUAUGGAAAGCUCUAGUUCAUCCGAAAGUGGGACGGCCUCCUCUAGUGAGACAGAGCCGUGGAUGGUGGACGAUGCCGGGGACGACGAUGAUGAUACAGAGGGUGGUGCCACAAGUCUACGAGACGCAACUGAUAUAAUGGGAAGAACCCAGGCAUGGUCCCGGACUCAGGAUCAUCAGUAUUAUGCCGGUCCAGCGGCACAACUCUUGCUUGCUGUCCCAGAGAGCGAUAUCUCCGAUAACGAAGAUGGACCGCCAAACCAGCGGUCAAACGAGGGCGAAGGAGAAGACGGCUCCUGACACUACACACAGCUACAUUUCUUGUGCAUCUGCUCAACAGAUAUUCAACAAGGGGCAAUUACCAACCUGCACGCUCUUCAUCCCGAUCUCUGCGAAGAAGCACUGAUGCUGUGAACGUCUACCCUUACGGACAAAGUUAUGCCCCCAACUUUAUGGCACAUCAUGUCUGUGGUAGGUCAUGCUCCAGGGCACUGUGCAUUCCCCUGAAUGAGCAGAGCCAUGUUAAGUGCUUGGUUGUCAGUCCACCUGCCAGUACCGCUCAUGAUGUCUGCAAUCAGUUGCGUUCCGGGAGCACUGCACGGCGCUCUCGAUGGCAUGCACAAUCCACUGAAUGAGGAGAGCCAUGUCAAGCGCCUGGUUGGCCGGUUAUUUCAAGUCUGCCUGGCAGUACCCGCCAUCAUGUCUGCAAUCGGUAGCGUUCCAGCAGUGCUGCGUAGCCCACUGGCGUGCACGAUCCGCUCAACGAGCGGAGGCAUGUUUCGCGCUUGGUUGGCUGGUUAUUUCAAUACUGCCUGUCAUCAUGGGGAUGUUUGUGGGAUUGUAAAGUAGUGCCGAUCUCUGCACCUUUUAACCUCUCCAAAGUGGCAGUCGUCCUCGACGCGCAUGCCUCAAACCUCAAGUAUGUCAAUAAUCCGACCCUGUUCCAGAAGUCUACAUCAUGCAUGUGACCUUCAGUGCUCGGUCAUCUGCUCAUCCCAAGUAUGUUGCGUAUGAUUGAGAUGUUUAUGAGAGCAUCAAACUGUCAUGUCAUUUGCAUGCAAUGAUUUUUGUAAUAUCGUUGAGGCUGCAACUGUCUUUCCUCCAAUUCUUUAUGGUCAGUGCAAUUCCACAGCCAUCCAACCGCAUCGAAAAGCCAACCGUCUUUGUCUUCUUCAAUGGACUAUGCAUCACGCCAAGUCGUCCUCGUGAUCAAAGGGGUCGUCUGACAGCCUUCAUCCCAGGUCAUAUCGUAGUCGCUGGCCUUUGCUUAUAGCUCUCUGUUUCUGUUAACGGUUGUCGGCAACUUGUCGCAGAUGUUUGGUCGAUCUGCUUAAGCUGGGAAUAUCCGCGUCUCCUACUUCAUCGUCCUGGCCGCGGAUUUCGUCCAUCAGUUGAGGCAACCAACAACACCUUCUGAGCGUGCAUAGCAGGUCUGCUACCCUCUUUCCUGCCACAAGGAAGUCCCGUCAUCUAGCUGAUCUUCCACUUCCCUGAAUUCUACUCGUUCUCAUUGAAGUCUCCUCGAGCAUUAAUGGUGUCCCCCUCUCUGGAAAUGGUUUUUCAGUCCCAUUUCACUGGGACCGUAAAGCUAAAGGGUGCUGCCUGAAUCGACCUCUGUCCGCCCUCUCGAAAUGUUUUUUUCAGUCCCAUUUCACCAGCACCGUAUAAGAUCAAGGAGCUGGCCGAAUCGACAUCUGUCCCCCUCAAGGAAAUGAUUUUUCAGUCCCAUUUCACCGGCACCGCAUAAAGUCAAGGAGCUGGCCGAAUCAACCUCUGUCCCCCCGAGGAAAUGAUUUUUCAGUCCCCUUUCGCAGGCAUCGUAAAGGUCAUUGAGCUGGCCGAAUUGAGCUUUGUUCCCCCUGAGGAAAUGAUUUUUCAGUCCCAUUUCGUGGGAACCGUAAAGGUCACGGAGCUGGCCGCUUAUGCCAUACUCGCCAGCCGCGGGUGGUGCACAUAUGGUAGCACAAAGUGGUUGUGCUUCUAUACGUAUCCGGGGCCAUGUCAUGCAGCAUUUCACUUUCAGGCUUCAGCAGAUUGAUCAGCAGAAAAAAUAAAGGCCCCCCUUUUUUUUCUGUAAACUUGUGUAAAGGAUGAAGUAAAAGUGGGGACACCUU